GCUCGCUCAUAGCAAAAAUUACUUUCCCCAAUUCCAUUUCUUAUUACUUCUCCUCUACCGCAUCUCUGUUUGGUCUUUCCUUCUUUCCUUCACAUCUUCUCAAGCCCUAGCCAUCGCCGCCACCACCCACGAGUGCACCACGCUGACCACAGCCACCACCGCGGCACCGCCACUGCUACCCUUCAGGCCUCAUUCGACUGCAAUUCGACUUCAUUCGAGAGAAACCUUCUUCCUCUCGAAGCAAUUCGACUGCAACUCGCCUUCGUCGUUGGCUCAGCUGUAUUCGGACAGAGGCUUGGCUUCCUCCACAGUGCGUCUUAAGGACUGCUAACCAUCUUUCUUCCUCCAUGGCGCAUCUUAAAGCCCUCAAUUUGAUUUCCAAUUUAAGUUGGAUCAUAAUAUGGAUAAGUUUGCCGAAGAUGUGUCUUCACAGCUAGGUAGGACUGGUGCAAAUUCCACUAGUCCUAUGAAUAUCAUUGAUACAGAGGGUGGAAAUGACAACGAGAAAGAGUUGGAAUACUCUCUUGGCGAUGAAGAAUUAGGAAGCGAAGAGGAGCAAUUAGAAGGUGAUACACAAGCACCUGUUCAAAGAUCAAACCAAGAUGCUAUUGAAGGUGAUACUUUAGACGCUUUUAAUAAGAAAAAGAGAGCCAGAAAAUCUGAAGCAUGGGAUGAUUUCGAAGAUGUGGAAGUUGGGCCUCAGAAGAAAAUUUACUCAGAGUGUAAGCAUUGCCAGUCUAGAUUCAAAAAGACGAAGAUCGGUACAACUUCAAGUUUAUUAAGGCAUCGGAAAAAUUGUCCAAAACGAUUGGAGAAGCUCAAAAUAAUAGAGGCACACCAACAAAAACUCAAUUUUCCAGCCACUGAUUCUAGCUCAAAUGCUCAUUCCCUCCUUCAUACUGGCAAGUUUGACAUGGCUGCCAUGAGACAAAGCGCAGCUGAGUGGGUGCUUAUGCAUGAGCAUCCCUUUUCAAUUGUGAAGGAAGAUGGCUUCAACUUAAUGAUGAAAAAGGGGAUGCCUGAAUGGCAAAAAAUCAGUCGGACUACCAACAAGAAAGAUUGUCUUUCUGUGUAUGAGAGAGAAAAGCAGAAAUUGAAGCAUUUGUUAAGUAAAGUCAAGAAAAUCAGCUUGACCACAGACCUUUGGAAGUCCAAGAACCAAAAAAUUGAAUACAUGGUUAUAACUGGACAUUGGAUUGACAGCCAGUGGAGAUUACAAAAACGGGUUCUCAACUUUGUGCAUGUUCCCCCUCCACGUCCGGGCAUUGGCAUUGCAGAUGCUAUUUACAAAUGCAUGUUGGAUUGGGGCAUUGAAAGCAAAAUUUAUACAGUGUCAGUUGAUAACGUGUCAAAUAAUGACACCGCACUACGAUGUUUGAAGGACACCUUCUCGAGAAACAAGUGCUUGUUGGCCAAAGGAAAGUUAUUCCAUGUGAGAUGUUGUGCUCACAUACUUAACCUGAUGGUUCAAGAUGGCCUUAGUGAAAUUGAAGAAAUAAGUCAUGACAUAAGGGCAAGUGUAGAGUUUGUAAACAAAACUGAAGGGAGACGAUUGAUCUUUGGUGAAAUUGUACACCAGCUACGAUUGCCUGAAAGAGUGCUGAUUUAUGACUGCAAAACAAGGUGGAAUUCGACCUAUGAGAUGCUAGCUUGUGCUCUCAUGUUCAAUGAGGUGUUUUCGAGAUUCAAAGACAGAGAGCCAAGCUAUACUUUCUGUCCUUCCACAGAAGAUUAGGAAAAGGUAAAAAAGGUGUGCAGUAUUUUAGGAGUUUUUUGAAAUGCGACUCAUAUAAUAUCUGGGAGUGAUUAUCCGACAGCUAAUUUAUAUUUAAAUGAAGUUUGUCGGAUAAAAACGCUUCUAGAUCGCAAAGCAAAUGAUGAAGACAGCUUUAUUCAAGCAAUGGUUUGGAAGAUGAAGAUGAAAUUUGACAAGUAUUGGGGUGAGUGUGACCUAAUGAUGUCCAUAGCAGCCAUCUUGGAUCCUAGGCUCAAGAUGCGAGUUAUCAACUACUUCUUUCCACUGAUAUAUCCUUCACAUUAAGUGCAAACGAAUAUAAAUAAAGUCCGGCAAGCUUUGUAUGAUUUAUAUGCCGAGUAUGUGGAGAUGCAUGUUUCAAGUUCAAAAGAUUCUGGAGGAAGCUCUCAAGUAGUGACAAAUGAACCAGGUAGCAAGAGUAGCAAUAGUUCAUCCUCUACAAUGACACAUGUUACUGGAAUGUGUGAAUUUCUAUCUCACAUUGCUACUGUGGAACCCGUUCAACCAGAGAAAAAUGAGCUAGGUAUCUACUUUGAAGAUGGCCUUCUCAGUGCUACGGAGAAGUCGAGCCUGGAUAUUGUCAACUUAGAUGCUUUGAAAUGGUGGAAAAGCACAACAAAAUACAAGAUUUUGCCUAAGAUAGCUGCAGAUAUUUUAGCCAUUCCUAUUAGCACCGUAGCUUCGGAAGCGACAUUUAGUGCUGGAACUAGAGUGCUUGACUCCUACCGUGCUUCUUUAGCUCCAGAAACUGUAGAGAUGUUGAUGUAUGUUGGGGAUUGGUGUCGUAGGCUACACGGGGUGAAAAAAAGGGAUAAGAAAAUGAAGUCAGCACAAGAGAUUUCAUUGCCUAUUCCUUGAACUUUUUCAUGUUUUAGCAGCUGCAGCUUAUUGGUGCAUUAUUGGCUGUAGGUGCGUUUUUCCACCUACAUUUUCAGUACCAAGAUUGUUGGAGCUGGGACUAUGAAUCCUCUGACAUUUCUAAGAAGAGAAGAAGUUCGUGACUUCAAUGACUUCAAUGACUGUGCUUAGUUUGUAAUUUGUAAUUCAAUAAGUUUCUGUAGUAAGAAGUUCUUGGUCUGCUUUUGGUUGUUAUUUACUUAUUAUCUGAUAUUAAAUUUUGUGACCGAGAAUGUUGAACUUGUAUGAAGUGUUGGGCAUUUAAAUUCUAGACUUAUAUGGCAUGUAUUUCUAAAUUUAUGAUUGUAUUUAGUGAAAAAUUUGUAGGCCUUUUUUGAUUAUGAUAAUGUGAAAAAUUAUGGUCAAUUAUAGGCAUGAA
Coffea arabica (coffee) is the source of this 3032-nucleotide messenger RNA. RefSeq names its product zinc finger BED domain-containing protein RICESLEEPER 1. Gene Ontology annotation, molecular function: DNA binding; protein dimerization activity. Lineage: Eukaryota; Viridiplantae; Streptophyta; Magnoliopsida; Gentianales; Rubiaceae. The record is from RefSeq and is a predicted model, not a curated record.